CCUCGCCAGCCCGGAAGAGACGCCGCUCUGCGCAUGCCCCUUCCUUUCCCGUCCCGGCUCUGCACGUAGCGGCCGCCGCGAUGUUGAUGCCCAAGAAGAACCGGAUCGCUAUCUAUGAGCUCCUUUUCAAGGAGGGGGUAAUGGUGGCCAAGAAGGAUGUCCACAUGCCCAAGCACCCCGAACUGGCAGACAAGAACGUGCCCAACCUUCACGUCAUGAAGGCCAUGCAGUCUCUCAAGUCCCGAGGCUACGUGAAGGAACAGUUUGCCUGGAGACAUUUCUACUGGUACCUUACCAACGAGGGGAUUCAGUACCUCCGGGACUACCUCCACCUGCCCCCUGAGAUUGUGCCUGCCACCCUGCGCCGCAGUCGCCCCGAGACUGGCAGGCCACGGCCCAAAGGUCUGGAGGGUGAGCGACCAGCCAGACUGACCAGAGGAGAGGCCGACAGAGACACCUACAGACGGAGCGCUGUGCCGCCUGGUGCCGACAAGAAAGCCGAGGCUGGGGCUGGGUCAGCCACGGAGUUCCAGUUUAGAGGCGGAUUUGGUCGUGGACGUGGUCAGCCACCCCAGUAGAGUCGGAGGGGAUGCUUUUGUGGUGAAUAAACCUGUAACCAGAAAAGAAAAC
This is a messenger RNA of Echinops telfairi (small Madagascar hedgehog), 630 nucleotides long. It is a transcript of the gene RPS10, whose product is annotated as ribosomal protein S10. Gene Ontology annotation, molecular function: RNA binding; structural constituent of ribosome. Lineage: Eukaryota; Metazoa; Chordata; Mammalia; Afrosoricida; Tenrecidae. Gene Ontology annotation, cellular component: cytosolic small ribosomal subunit. The record is from RefSeq and is a predicted model, not a curated record. The transcript is spliced from 6 exons. The coding region runs from base 81 to 578 and encodes 165 amino acids.